AUGAAGGAAAGAAUGUUGCUCUCAUUGAUGGUCUUUUCCUCACUCGUAGUAUUAGCAGAAACUAUUGCUCAAAAGCCUGCUAUUGAAAUCUACAGCCUCCACGUGGACUGCAAAGUUACAUCACGAUUUGCCCACACCAUCAUCACCAGCAAAAUUGUCAACCGAGCUAAUGAGUCCAAAGAAGCAACCUUUGAAGUGGAGUUACCCAAGACAGCCUUCAUCACCAACUUCUCCAUGUCCAUCGAUGGUAAAGUAUACCCAGGAAUCAUAAAGGAGAAAGCUUCUGCUCAAAAGGAAUAUGAUGUUGCAGUCUCACGCGGGCAGAGCGCUGGCCUUGUCAAAAUCACAGGCAGAAAACUGGAGCAGUUUCACGUGUCCAUCAGCAUUGCAGCCUCCAGCAAAGUCACUUUUGAGCUGACAUACGAGGAACUGUUGAAGCGGCAGCUGGGGAAGUUCGAGCUGCUGAUCAAGGUCCAACCAAAGCAGCUUGUUAAGCACUUCCAGAUUGAUGUGCACAUCUUUGAGCCCCAAGGCAUACGUUUCUUGGAGACAGACAGUACCUUCAUCACUAAUGAGUUAUCUGAGGCACUCACCACAGUGCAGAGCGAAAAAAAGGCUCAUAUUUUAUUUAAGCCAACUGUAGAUCAGCAGAAGGUAAAUCCUGAACUUAAUGAAACUCUUCUCAACGGUGACUUUAUUGUGCGUUAUGAUGUCGAGAGAGGUGCCACUGCUGGUGAUAUACAGAUUGUCAAUGGGUAUUUUGUGCAUUACUUUGCACCUCGAGAAAUGCCAGUGAUUCCCAAAAAUGUCAUCUUUGUUAUAGAUGGAAGUGGCUCCAUGGCAGGCAGAAAAAUUGAACAGACCAGGGAUGCCCUGUUGAAGAUUUUGCAAGACCUUCGCCCCGAAGAUCAUUUCAGCUUUAUCACCUUUAAAAGCAGAGUGAUGGAGUGGAAGAGCAAUUUGCUGCAAGCCACUCCAGAGAACCUGGCGAGUGCUGCAGGAUUUGUGCGAACUCUUUCUGCUAGUGGAGGCACAGACAUCAACGGGGCCCUGCUGACGGCGGUGAGUGUGCUGGAGAAAGCUGAGGAGCUGCCAGAACGGAGCGUCUCCAUGAUCAUUCUGCUGACAGAUGGCCAGCCCACUUCUGGUGAGAGGAAUGUGGAAGUAAUUCAAGAAAACAUUCAGAAAGCAAUCAAUGGGAAAUAUGCUCUUUUCUGCCUUGGCUUCGGGUUUGAUGUCAGUUAUAAAUUCCUGGAGAAAAUGGCCCUGAGCAAUGGAGGAAUAGCACGUCGAAUAUAUGAAAAUGCUGAUGCAGCCUUGCAGCUCCAGGGCUUUUAUCAAGAGGUGGCUACCCCAAUAUUAAUGAAAAUUGAAAUGCAGUAUCCAGAAAAUGCUAUUGAAGGAUUAACCAAGAACAAUUUCGAACUUUUUUUUGAAGGAUCUGAAAUUAUAGUAUCUGGAAAAAUUAGCAAUGACCUUGAUCUUUUGCCAGUAGAAAUUAAAGCUCAGACACAUACUAGUGACUUGACUCUUAAAGAAGAAGCAAAUGUUGAAGAGAAGGAGCAAAUAUUUCAAAAUCAGAGUUACAUCUUUGGAAAUUUCAUAGAGAGACUGUGGGCUUAUUUAACCAUUCAACAGCUUCUGGAAAAGUCUAUUUCAGCACAAGAAGAGGACCAGAAAAAGCUGGAGGCACAAGCCUUAGAGCUGUCUCUGCAGUACAGCUUUGUUACACCCCUCACUUCCAUGGUGGUCACCAAACCUACUGGCCAUCAGCAGAUGGAGCUGGCCAACAAACCCACUGAAGCUGGUAAAUGGGGCAUUGAACAACUUAGAGAAAAAUGUUUCAUUAAACUCUUCUUACUAAUUUUAGUUAUUUCAGCUGUCAGGCUAAGAGAAAAAAUGAGAGUACAACCUGUUGCCACGGAAUAUCCACAGCUUAUCUUGCAAUUACCCCAACAAAAUGAAAUAAUCUGCUUAAAUACUGAUGGAAAGGCACGACCCUCUGUUCACCUGCUGUCGGAUCCAGAGCAAGGACUCACUGUGACGGGGAAACUUGGGGACAAAACAAAUCACUUUGUGCAUUUUGAAAUUACCUACAUGAACCCCCCUGCACAAGUCCACAUCUCCAUGAAUGAGAUUGUCCUCAGCCACAAUAACAAGAGCACUCGGAUGCCAUGGACAGAGUCAGCCACCUCCACUGUCCAGGGGCUGAAAGUCUCAGUGGAAAAGGAAACAAGUGUCACAGCACUGUUGUCUGAUACAGUCACAGUAAAAGUUUCCUUUAUAAAGUUUCCAGAUGGUUUCCUCGGGCUGUAUUUCCUGAACACAGACCGUUUUUCUGACAAAGUCAGUGGAGUUCUGGGUCAAUUUUAUUCAAAAGCACAAUUUGAGAAUAAUUCCAACAUCAAUCAGAGAGCUGAUGAAAGACUCCUGAAUGUGUCUGGAUCUGAGCACAAAGCCAACAGGCAAUACAUGAAAGAUUACAGGCUUGACUCAACCCGUGAUUUUGUUUCCUGCUGGUCAAUAGAUUUAGUUCCCUAG
Molecule: messenger RNA, 2541 nt
Organism: Chaetura pelagica (chimney swift)
Lineage: Eukaryota; Metazoa; Chordata; Aves; Apodiformes; Apodidae
Gene: ITIH4
Product: inter-alpha-trypsin inhibitor heavy chain family, member 4
Exons: 19
Coding region: 1-2541 (846 amino acids)
Biological process (GO): hyaluronan metabolic process
Molecular function (GO): serine-type endopeptidase inhibitor activity
Source: RefSeq, a predicted model, not a curated record